Molecule: messenger RNA, 1005 nt
Organism: Punctularia strigosozonata HHB-11173 SS5
Lineage: Eukaryota; Fungi; Basidiomycota; Agaricomycetes; Corticiales; Punctulariaceae
Exons: 8
Coding region: 1-1005 (334 amino acids)
Source: RefSeq, a predicted model, not a curated record
AUGGCGUUAACUGUUCUCCCAAACGUCUCCGUCCUUGUGUCUAUCUGGCUGGAGACGCUGUUCUAUGGGAUAUACGUUGUUGUAUUCAUGAUGGCUUUCUGGAUCAUAUGUAACAGACGCGGAACGCACUUCUCCAGUCUCCCUGUUGCUGGAAUCACGGUCUUGAUGUUCUGCAUCUGUACCGCACAUGUGGGAGUCAACUUCACCCGUCUCAUUCAGGCGUUCAUCCUACCGGAGACGAAGGAAGAAACGUUGAAAUACCUGUAUGAUCUGACGCAGCCGACCAAUAUCGCAAAACAGGCCCUGUGGGUGUGUAACAACCUCCUUGCGGACUCCGUUAUUGUGUGGCGUCUAUGGACGGUCUGGGGGAAUCGAUGGACGGUGUGCAUUCUGCCUGUAAUCCUUCUGCUUAGUACCACAGCUUUCGGGAUCGCUGUUUUAGCAACUUUUUCCGAAAUCAACGUCCGCAGUUCCAUCUUCACCGUGCGGUUUACGCAGAGAGCUACUGCCCAGUACGCGUUCUCGCUCUGCAAUAACGUAGUUACGACUGCGUUAAUCGCUGGUCGAAUCAUGUGGGUUACGGACGGGAUGAAAGGGAUGUUCGAUGGCGCGCAGCGCAAGUAUUGGCGCGUCAUCCUCGUGGUCAUCGAGUCGGGAGCGGUGUAUGCAUUCACACAGAUCAUACAGCUCAGUUUCUACGUGUCAAAGUUUCCGGGAAUUUAUUUUGUGGCUGACUCAUUUGUACAGAUCAUGGCAAUUGUCCCCACCAUGAUCGUUGUAGUCGUGGGAAUGGGGUUUACCUCGACUUCUCCGAGCUUGACCGUUCAGGGAGGUCGGACCACCGCCGGUACCGGAAGUAUCGUAUUUGCUGGGCCACCCCUCAACGAUAGGUCCGAACUAUCGAUUGAAUUGGCCGUGGGGCAACAAAGCUCGCAUGGCCUAACAGAUUCGACUCUCGGGAACUCUCAUUCCAAGUUGCAGUGGCAGACCACUAGCGAAGUGUGA